Molecule: messenger RNA, 327 nt
Organism: Staurois parvus
Lineage: Eukaryota; Metazoa; Chordata; Amphibia; Anura; Ranidae
Source: the annotation of a GenBank genome assembly
AAAUACCUGAAUAGGAUAGCGUAUAUAUAUAUAUAUAUAUACACACACAUACACACACUAUAUUGCCAAACGUAUUGGGCCAGCCCUCCAAAUCAUUGGACUCAGGUGUUCCAAUUACCUCCAUGGCCACAGGUGUAUAAAAUCAAGCACCUAGGCAUGCAGGCUGCUUCUACAAACAUUUGUUAAAGCUCAUAGGUUGCCACCUGUGUAAUAAGUCCAUCCGUGAAAUUUCCAUGCUACUAAAUAUUCCACAAUCAACUGUUAGUGGUAUUAUAACAAAGUGGAAGCAACUGGCAACAGCAACUUAGCCACAAAGUGCUAGGCCAC